GCUUAGCGAACCUGCUUGAAAGAGGCUCGGCGCUCCAGAGCCAUGUUCAGGGCGGCUCUGCAGGAAUCCAACCCCAACAACGCCUUCUAGGAGCGGCGGAGCAGCGAUGAUGGAUUUUGACGAGCGGGUUCCUGUCGGCUCCAACAUGUAUCUGCCCAGCUGCACUUACUACGUGUCGGCGGGGGCUGAUUUCUCCGGUCUUCCGUCGUUUCUGUCCCAGACCCCGUCCACACGCCCCAUGACAUAUUCCUACUCCUCUAACCUGCCGCAGGUCCAGCCCGUCAGAGAGGUGACGUUCAGGGACUACGCGGGCAUCGAAGCGUCCGGUAAGUGGGCGCACCGGGGGAAUCUGGCCCAGUGUUACCCCAGCGCGGAGGACAUGGUGCAUCGGGACUGUCUGUCGGCGCAAACCGCCGUCGUAGGGGACAUGUUUGGGAAAAACAGCCCAGCCGCUGCGGCCGCCGCCUACCACCACCACCACCACCACCAUGCAGGCGCGGGAGCCGCCGCCGCCUCCAGCUUCUACGGGAACGUGGGCCGGAACGGCGUGCUGCCUCAAGCCUUCGACCAGUUCUACGAGACGGCGUACGGGAACGCGUCGGAAAACGCUUCGGCGAAUCCCGCGCUCUCAGGGGACAAAACGGUGAGCAAGCAGCCGGAGCACGCGCCGUCCUGCCGGGACACGGAGACGAAGGAGCAGCGGGAUGAAACGAGCAGCCCGGAGUUGUCUUCCGGCAACAAUGAGGAAAAACUCAGCAGCAGCAGUGGACAGAGGAUCCGCAAGAAGAGGUGCCCUUACUCCAAAUAUCAGAUCAGAGAACUGGAAAGGGAAUUCUUUUUCAGCGUGUACAUAAACAAGGAGAAACGACUGCAACUGUCUCGGAUGCUCAACCUCACUGACCGACAAGUAAAGAUUUGGUUCCAGAACCGACGCAUGAAGGAGAAGAAACUGAACAGGGACAGGUUACAGUACUACACGUCCAACCCUCUGCUUUAGGAGUGAGAGCAGCUCCGGUGGUCCCCCCUGCUGAGGGGCUGGCUUCGUUUACAGACUCUCUGGCUCUCCGAGUGGACUCCGUGUUCCACAAUGGCCGCGACAGCAGCAAUAGCAACUGCUCAAUGGUUAAUUUCAAGUUCGAGGACACAAGAAACCGUUGAUAUGAAAUGCCUUGAGCCGGAGACGUCCCUUUAUUCGAUUAUGGGGAAAAUGUUUAACAAUUUCUUCUGCGCUGCCCAAGAUUUUCAAAGGCUCACGUGUUUGUUUUCUUUGAAAAUAUAAAAAAAUCAGCCAGUAAUUGACUGACCCAGUAUUUUGUAAUCAAAAGUUAGUUCCUGUCUGUGGCUGGAAUCAGAACCGGGUUGGGUUUGAGCAGAAGCCGAACACCUGACGACUGAUCGAACAUAUUGUGACCAAAUAUUGAAACCAAGCAGAUGAGAAGAAUGUUUGUGUUUUGUGCUUUAUUUAUUUUGUAGCCACUCGUUUACUCUCAUUUAAAACGCCACAGCUGUCCACCACUCAGCAGUGAGUAUAGUUGACCUGCCGCCAGUUUUUGUCCCUUCUGACGUUCCAUACUCUUAAAGAGGGCUUAUUAUUAAUAUUUCAUUCUAUUUUUGUUUAACAGACAAGCAGUGCUUGCGCACACCAGAGAGACGCUUGUCCACGUGAUCCGUGCGCAGUUGCGUGGAGGUUUAUUCAAACAGGUGCUGCGUCAAUUUUCAGCGGGCCUCUUUAGUCCGCUAAACAUGUUUUAAUGGAUUUCAGUUUUAAAAUAAAUUAAAUUAAAUUAAAUUAUGCAAUUAUUUUUAGGACAAAAGCUGGUUAGGGUCAUCGCACUGAAUCAACAGUGUGGUUCGCUCAGAGCUAUUGUGUAUUCUACUAUAUUUCCAAAUAAAAACAAAUUAAACAAUUCUGGAAAAUAA
This is a messenger RNA of Nothobranchius furzeri (turquoise killifish), 1920 nucleotides long. RefSeq names its product homeobox A11a (gene hoxa11a). Gene Ontology annotation, biological process: anatomical structure development; regulation of transcription by RNA polymerase II. Lineage: Eukaryota; Metazoa; Chordata; Actinopteri; Cyprinodontiformes; Nothobranchiidae. Gene Ontology annotation, cellular component: nucleus. The record is from RefSeq and is a predicted model, not a curated record. Gene Ontology annotation, molecular function: RNA polymerase II cis-regulatory region sequence-specific DNA binding; DNA-binding transcription factor activity, RNA polymerase II-specific.